Messenger RNA from Drosophila biarmipes, 1856 nucleotides. RefSeq lists its product as uncharacterized. The record is from RefSeq and is a predicted model, not a curated record. Lineage: Eukaryota; Metazoa; Arthropoda; Insecta; Diptera; Drosophilidae. Bases 132 to 1169 code for a protein of 345 amino acids. The transcript has a single exon.
UUUGUUAAAAUACUUCCUGUGCUAUUUAUAGAGUAUUUGGCGUUAACAACAACUAUUUUCAUCUCAGACCAAAUUAAUUUAUAUUUUUAGUCAUUGUUCAACGCAUCGCGGGCAUUACAUUAACUAUCGCAAUGAAUUGGACAAUACUUAUUGCUACAUUUAUAAACUUUUUGACAUUGUCCACCCAAAUUCAACAAUUUAAAGUCAGCGGUGUUCGAGCAGAACUAAUACCGGACCACUUUUAUAAAGCCAUCGAAAAGUCAGAUAGCAGUAAACAAAAUCUGCAAAUCACGUUACAACACUUCUUGGAAAGAAUACACAAAAAUUUGACAGUGACGACAUUGUUUAGUGAUUCCGAAAAUAAUGUUACAAGCGUAGAAAACAUUAUCCUUCGCUUGCAAGAAUUAUCAACAUUUUUUUACAAAUCUUCAAUAAGUACAAAAUCAUUUUCUACUGAUAGUUUUUUGUUUUUUGAAAUGUCAAAAAAUUCAAGUCGCGAACUAUUAUUAAGACUAAGGCAAAUUCCAACAGCUCAACCAUCAUUAGUAAAAAUUUAUCUUACAAACUACUUUGCUGAAAUGGAAUUCUUUCACACUAUACUUUCAGAAAUCAUUGACGAAGCAAUGGAAUAUAGUUUAGAAACCCUAAGAGCUAUUGAAAAAAUAUUUUCCUACUACGCUGAUACUCAAAAUAUUAUUUUAGAAAAUUGGAAAUUGAAGCUCAAUUUGGAUUGCUACAAGCUCUAUGUUGAGUUUUUACAACAUUAUUCAGCCAAGGUAUUUAAAUGUGCCGCUGGGGAUAAUCUUCAAGUGGUUUAUGAUGUGUAUUCUGUGACAAAGCUUAAUGUCAAAUAUAUUAUGGCACAGCUUGAGUUCCGCAUCCAACGUCUUUUCAAUUGCUUUAUGAAUAGAAGUUUUACUACACGAUGUAAAUUUGUCUUCAGCGCGGAACGAGAUUUUAGAAUUUUAUUUAGCAAACUUGCCGACUUAGAAAUAUAUUUACAUGUAAAAACUAAAAAAGACAGCUUUUUGGCAUUACGAUUUCGUCGAAAGGCUACAAUGCAAGAUAAUACAUUAAAAUCGACAAUUAACAAUUGUAUCCCAAUUGGGUUUCCACAUAGUCAAAUGUCAUUUGAUCUAAAUAAAUGCUUUUAUUUAAACAAAAAAUAAGUAAUGUACAUAAUAAUGUAAUUAUAAUAAUAAAUACACUUGACCAAUAUUUUUUUUACGUUUAUACAAAUUUAUAUUAUUUAGAAAAAAAGAAUAGCUGAAAUGGAAACACCUUUUAUAUACUCAUAUUAUUUUAAAAUGACAAAGAGUAGAAUCUAAUAAUAAUUUUUUGUGCGCACCUGACAGCAUUUUAUUUCAAUAAAUAAGACUUCUGCAUAUGUAAAUCCAACAACUCUGAUACUUGCUUUAAAGGGAUAUUGUGUAUAAUAGAUAAGCGAAUACGUUUCCAAUUCAAUUAAAUAUGUGGAACAAAAACACCUAUAAAAAGAUUAAAAAAAAAUAUCGCACCUUAAAGAAACCAAAGUUCUGAACCCAAAUUUUGUGACCAAAAACAAUUUUACAUUCGAAAAAAUAAAUAACCAAUUUAUAAAGAUUUGUAAGGUUUUAUUCCUACGAACAUUUUAUGUUCUACGCUCUAUAUAUCUAUUUUUCAUUGACACAGUCGUCUGUCUGUCCGUGUGCUAUAAAGCUAUAAGACAAGUUUUUCACGUCAAUGCGCCUUGUCAAUUCUAACGCCCACAGCCGCUCUUAAAAAAGUGUCCAUAUGAAAGCUGAUAUUUCAGUAACUAUAAAAGCUAAUAUUGACAUUUAAUAUACUAGUUUAGAAGGCGGUCAUGUCUGAUCGUU